Molecule: messenger RNA, 563 nt
Organism: Nicotiana tabacum (common tobacco)
Lineage: Eukaryota; Viridiplantae; Streptophyta; Magnoliopsida; Solanales; Solanaceae
Source: RefSeq, a predicted model, not a curated record
AAUAUGAAAGUAAUAUUUGUAGGCGAUGAGCUUGGCUAUUUGGGGCUAUGGAACGUAGAUUUUGAAGAGGAGAACGGGGACAAUGGAAUUUAUCUGUAUCAACCUCACCAGUCCAAAAUAUCUGGAAUUGUAAUUGAGCCAUUCUCCAUGUUGAAGAUAUUUACUUCAAGUUAUGAUCAACGUAUUAUGUUGCUGGAUGUUGAAAAGGAGGCUUUCGAAGAGGUAUAUCAGGAUACUUAUGCAAUAUAUUCCAUAUGUCAUCGAGUAGAGGACAUAAACUGUUUAUAUUUUGGUGAUGAAAUUGGAGCGCUAAAAAUAUUUGAUGUAAGGGCAAGCACACUAUCGUCAUUAUGGAAAUUGCACGAAGAGAGAAUCAAUACGAUACAUUGCAAGCCAGAUGAUCCUAAUAUUGUAGUUACAAGCUCAGCAGACAGGACUUUCUCUGUGUGGGACUUGAGAAUUAUUAGCAGAGAUCAACCAAAAUCAUUGACAACUAUUAGACAUGGUGGUCCAAUUCAUUCCGCCUACUUUUCACCUUUUGGGAGUUUUCUUGCAACAACUAG